ACGGCCAAUUUCAACCAAACUUACCAUGAAGCAUCCUUGGAAAUGAAUGAGUCAAAACAAAAUGGUUACUCGGAGGGAGAACCAUUGUCAUGGAAACAACAGGAAGCGGAAGCUCUCUCCUCAGACGGUUCUGCGACAACUUCAAGUGAUGGGCCGAAAAUGAAACAACGGGAAGUAUGGGCGAACAAAAUGGACUUCCUAUUAGCUUGCAUUGGGUUCUCUGUAGGCCUGGGAAAUGUGUGGCGGUUUCCUUUUCUGUGCUACAGAAAUGGCGGUGGUGCUUUUCUAAUCCCCUACUUUACGGCCGUUUUCCUGGGUGGCAUACCCGUGUUUUUCCUAGAAGUGUCUCUGGGACAGUUCAUGUCAGAGGGUGGUAUAGGGACAUGGAAGAUAGCGCCCUUAUUCCAAGGAAUUGGCUUCGCAUGCACAAUUAUUGUGUUUUUACUUAAUUGCGAGUACAACAUCAUCUUGACCUGGACUUUUUAUUACCUAUUCUCCUCAUUCAAUUCCGUUUUACCCUGGUCCCACGGAGACAAUGAAUGGAACACAGAAAUUUGUCGUCAGGCGACAAGAAAUUUAUCCGCCACCAACGCCACAAGCCUUGUUUCAGUGGUCAAUACCACAAUGUCUGCUGUAGCAGAUUCAGUUGCCAAUGUCACCAACACGACCAAAGUGGGAAAAUGUGAUCCUGUCACGGAAUUUUGGGAGAGAAAAGUGCUGCAACUCUCCAGCGGUGUGGACCACGCUGGGACCGUCAAGUGGGAUCUGGCCCUCUGUCUACUGUUAGCUUGGAUAGUCGUCUAUGGCUGCAUUUGGAAGGGCAUUAAAUCUUCGGGAAAGGUCAUGUACUUUACUGCCACAAGCCCUUACCUUCUGAUGCUCAUACUACUUAUCCGUGGGGCAACGCUUGAUGGGGCUGAAGAGGGCUUAAAGUUCUAUUUACUUCCGGAUUGGUCAAAGUUGAAUGAACCACAGGUGUGGGUGGACGCCGGAACACAAAUCUUCUUUUCCUACUCGAUCAGCUUGGGAACACUGACUGCACUGGGAAGCUACAAUAAAUUCCGACAUAAUUGUUACAGAGAUGCUUGGAUUUUUGCGGCUGUCAACAGUUUUACUAGUAUUCUUGCCGGGCUCGUCAUUUUCUGCGUCUUGGGGUUCAUGGCCAAGGAGCAGGGUGUUUCUGUUGCAGAUGUUGCUGAAACAGGUCCAGGACUAGCAUUUAUCGCGUAUCCCACUGCCGUAGCACAGAUGCCUGUCGCUCCCCUGUGGUCAAUUUUAUUCUUUAUAAUGAUAGUCUUGCUGGGACUUGAUAGUCAGUUUGUUGGAGUUGAGGGUUUUGUUACUGCUUGUGUAGAUAUGUAUCCACAUUAUUUACGAAGAGGAAAACGGCGGGAAAUUUUCACCGCGAUCGUCUGCUUAAUUUGUUUCUUUAUUGGACUCUCAAUGGUGACAGAGGGCGGAAUGUAUGUAUUUCAGUUAUUCGACUACUACUCAGCCAGCAGAAUUGUUCUCGUUGUUGCCUUCUUCGAGUGCAUCGUGGUAGCUUACAUAUACGGUGUUAAUCGUUACUAUGACAACUUAGAAAUGAUGUUUGGUUUCCGAAUCACACCACUGAUGAAGUAUUUCUGGCUUUUCAUCACUCCUAUUUUUACGCUUACGACCUUCAUAAUGGGAGCCAUCAGCUACUCUGAACUUACCUACAAAAGGAAAACUCUUGAGUACCUCUAUCCGUCAUGGGCCAUUGGAGUCGGUUGGAUACUGGCUUUAGUGUCAGUCGUUUGGAUUCCUAUCAUAUUUGUGAAGAGACUAUUAAAUGUGGAGGGAACACUUGCCCAGCGGUUGAUGAUAACUACACGACCCAUUUUGAAACGGCAUCAACUGCGUCAAGGCGAGGACCUAAGUAAAGUCUUUCUGGACGAAAGUGGUUCUUUUGAGCCGGGCGCAAUGACCAGUCAUGACGACAUCGUUCCUAAUGAACCUUUGCUGGCCAACAGUGUUGAAUUACAGAAACUUCAAAAUCAACAGAAACUUCAGAAUGAACAGAAUGAGACAGACAAUGUAUAGUGUUGUUACAAAUGUUCAGCUGUUUUACAGAUUUCAAUGCAACUUUGUUCACCAUUCACAAAUGAUCACGCUCACGAACUGUUUGUCAUUAUAUAGCUAUCAGGAACUUACUAGUAACAUUUGGCAGCAUGCAGUGAGAUUACAUGAAAUGUACCAUAUGCCAAGUCGGACAUCGCGUCAUUGUACCUUUCAGAUAACAAAAGAUCUGCUAAAGAGGUUCUAGAAUUUUACGAGGAAGUUACUUGGAAACUCGCUGACUCUUCCGUUUGAUCUCGGAAAACACUGUAUUUAUUGUCUUGUCGUUGUAUUGUAAUUGAUAGUUUUUGAUAACAUGCAUUCUUUUCUUUAGUUUACGAAAAUGUACUGCCAGCGAUUUUAUUCUUAAGUUUCGUUUAUUUUAUUAGAAGUCUUUAACUGGGUUUGUCUUUUAAACAAAGAUCUGAUCUUUUACUUGUCUAUGUGUGCCUGCAUUGCUAUUGGUAAUAUGAUGUAUGUUUAUUUGUAUUAUGGUUUUAUACAAUUUUAACAACGUAUGUGCUGUGUAACAUUUUCUUUCAUAUUUGAUCGAACUAAGUUUUGUGGGGCAUUCCAUAAAUGACAGUAUUGUUGGUUGAAGACUCCAAGAAUCUUGUAAAUAUUUGAUUUAGUUCCAAGAAGUUAUAAUGAAGUGAAAAUAAAAAAAUGUUUCACCGGUA
Ostrea edulis (European flat oyster) is the source of this 2759-nucleotide messenger RNA. RefSeq names its product sodium- and chloride-dependent taurine transporter-like. Gene Ontology annotation, cellular component: ribosome; membrane. The transcript is spliced from 14 exons. Gene Ontology annotation, biological process: translation; sodium ion transmembrane transport. Gene Ontology annotation, molecular function: structural constituent of ribosome. The record is from RefSeq and is a predicted model, not a curated record. The coding region runs from base 43 to 2064 and encodes 673 amino acids. Lineage: Eukaryota; Metazoa; Mollusca; Bivalvia; Ostreida; Ostreidae.